AUAUAAGAGUUACAUAAUUAGAAUUAAUCUAAAGUAUUUUAAUAAGAAUCCGAAAGCAAAAAUAAAUUAUUAAUACUUACAUAAGAAAUCGAAAAACUCACCUAAAUUAUUAAUUUGAAAGAUAAGGAAAUUCAAGAAUUACAUAAUUAAAAUUAAUCCAAACUCUAUAUUUUAUAAUCAGAAACCGAAAAUUAAAAUAGAAUCCUUAUUUUGACUUAAGAAAUAGAAAAAUUAACACAAAUAAUUAAUUUAAAAGACCGAGAAAUAUAGGAUUUGAAUUAAAAAAUACGCAAUUAACAAUCGGAAACUGAAAAUAAACAAAAAAUAGUCAUCCUUAGUUAAGAAAUCGAGAGAUUAAAUUCAAUGAUAUUAAAACAAAAUACCGAAUAGGAGUUUUUCAAAAAAACCCAAUAAGAAGAAAGCUCUAAAUAUAGAGAAAAAGCCUUAAUUUUAGCCUAAGAAAUAGAAAAAAUAAGCAAAAUAAAUACUGAAUAAUUCGAAAAAAUUAAAAACUAAGAAAAUAUUAUUCUUUAAUUAGAAAACAAAAUAUCUCUCCUAUCUUCCGAACUUUUAAGACAAUCUAACUUUUUAAAAGAAAAAGAAGGCUCUGAUAACCAAAAACUCAUCCUAGUUUAACAAAUCGAAUAACUUAAAAGAAUAGUAGAAGACAAAGAGAACAUUAUAUUCCAAAUGGGGAAAUAAAUAGUCCAAUUAGAGGACUAAAAAAGGGAAAUUCCUUAAUAAAAUAACCAAAAUAUGCACCUAGAGUAAUAAAUAGUUCUCCUAUCUUCCCAAAUAGAGUACCAAACGAACCUAUAGACCGAAAAAGAACAAAAAAUACAAGAAUAUAGACGAGAAAUAGAGCGUUUAUAAGUAUGUGAAGCGGAAAAAAAUUAAUUAAAUAAGCAUAUUUAAGUACUUUCGGAAGAAUUGGAUAGAUUAACACGUCUUUUAAGCGAAAAACAAGACGAAAUUAGAAAUUCAAGAGUCUUUUAGGAAGACAAAAGAAGAUUAGAAUUAUUAAUUUAAUAAUUAUAAAUGGAAAACGAAUCUUUGAAAAUAAGAAAUAAUAAUAGUAUAGAAUAGGAAAAUCAAAAAAACACAUACGAGUAAAAAAUAGCUAUGCUUUCAAGCGAAAACUAACGAAUGAGAAUUUUAAUGGAUGAAAAUAACAAUAUAAAAAGCGUUAAUAGAGAAUUAGAACAUAAGUUAAUGGUUUUGGGUGAAGAAAUUGAAAGAUUAAAUAAAAGUUUAGCCUUUUUAUAAGAAGAAAAUAUGAAAUUAGUAAAAAAGAGUUCCUUUUAGAAUAAUAAUUAAGAUAAUUAUAUACUUUUGGAAAAAAUACUGUUUUUAAGUGCUUAAAUGGAAAGUUUAAUUUUACAAAAAUAAGAAUUUUUAUAGAAAAUAGAAUAAUUGGAAAGCUAAAAUAGAUUAUUAAAUGGAUAAAAAAUAGAAUAUUAAAAUUAAUUAAAAUACUAUAAUGAAAAAGUAUAAUAGUAAGAACAAUAAUUAGGAAAUUUAUAAGAAUAAGUCAAAAGAACAUCAAAUAAACCCAAAUAAAUCAACACUGAAGAAUUAUAAAUGAUAAACGAAUAACAUUAAUAACGAGUCAUUAUUCUAAAUUAAUAAAUUGAAUAUAUUUAAUAGGAAAAUAACGUCAUAAGACAAUAAAAUAGUCAAUUAUAAUAAGAAAUAUAAUAAAUAAAAGCCUCAAAUAGUCAAUUUUAAUAAUAAUUAAAUCAUCAAUAAUAAGAUUUUUCCUAAAUAAGACUAUCCAAUAGCACAUUAUAGUAAGAAAUAGUAUAAACUAGGAACAUAAAAGACUAAUUAUAGUAAGAAAACAAUUAAUUAAAAAACCAAAUAAACGACAUUAAAUAAAAAAUGCAAGUAUUAUAAGAAAACUAAUAUAAUAUGUAAGACAUAAAUAACCUAAAUGAAUAAUUAAACGAUAAAAUAAACGAAAAUGAAAAUUUAGUGGAAGAAUAUAACCGUUUAUAUUAAGAAAUGGAAAUAAAUAAACACUAAUGGAAACAAAUAGACUCCGAAAAAAUACUUUUGUAAGAACAAAAUACUAAAAACGAAAACACAAUUAGAUAUUUGCAAAACUAAUUAACCUAAUAUUAAAUAGAAAACUCUUAAAUACAAAAUUUAGGUAAAUUAGAACAAGAAAAAACACUAUUAGGACUCGAAAUUGAAAGACUAAAUAAUAUACUCAAGGAAAAGCUCAAUCUAAUCGAAAAUUAACAAUAAAAUAUAUACUAGUUGGAGACUUAUAGAUACUAAUGUGGAGAAAAAUAAAUCAAAAUAGACUAAAUGGGGAAAGAAUUGACUGAAUUAUCAAUUGCCUAUACUGAAUUAAUUAGAAUAAGUGAAUAAUAGAGCGGUGUAUCCCAAAACGAUCAUUUAGAGGCAAUUAAGAGGCUAAAAAAAGAACAUGAAAUUGAAAUUGAGGACAUUAAAAGACAAAUAGACACUAAAUUUAAUGAAGAACUUUAAAGGUAAAUUCAAUUAAUCUUAAGUGAACAAGAAAGUGUAAAGAGAUCAUAAAAAUCAAAGGAAAAUGAACACUAUGAAAAUCAGAUAAGGGAUUUAUAGAAAUAAUUAAUGGAAGCUUUAGGAAAUGAAGAAUACUAAAUGAAAUGGAAAGAAAAAUUAGAAAAAUUAGAAAUGUGGAGAAUUCUAGAAUUGGAAGAAAUGAAAAAAAACCUAGAAUAGUAUAAAGAUAUACAGUUCUAACCGUCUUAAGUAAUCUCAGAAGCCGAAAGAAUAGCUUAUAGUACUUAAAUUAAAUAACUUUAGCAUAAAAUAUAGGAAUUGGAUGAAAAUUAUAGAUAUUAAUUGGCUGAAAAUGAUGAGCUCAAAACUGUUAAUGCCAAUCUAGUUAAAGAAAGUUAGAAAUUCGGAAAAAAAAGCCAUGAGUUUUCGAAUUAUGAGAGGUAAAUAAUCUAAAUUACAGAUUAAAGGAAUAAUGCGGAAGUAAAAUGUAGAAAAUUGGAAAGUAAAUGUAGUUAAUUGGAAUGUUAGUUAACGAAUUUAAGUUAGGAAUUUCAUUAAAUUUAAGAAUAAACUGAAAUUUUAAAGCAAUAAAGAGAUAGUGCACUAAAGAAAUAGAUAAUGUAAAAGAAAAUACGGAGAUUAAUCAGGAGAUAAUUCAAACUUAAAUAAAAAUAAAUAAGACAUGUUAUUAAGAGAAAUAGAUGA
Messenger RNA from Ichthyophthirius multifiliis, 3201 nucleotides. RefSeq lists its product as hypothetical. The transcript has a single exon. The record is from RefSeq and is a predicted model, not a curated record. Lineage: Eukaryota; Ciliophora; Oligohymenophorea; Hymenostomatida.